Messenger RNA from Nicotiana tabacum (common tobacco), 2043 nucleotides. The record is from RefSeq and is a predicted model, not a curated record. NCBI's taxonomy places the organism in Eukaryota, Viridiplantae, Streptophyta, Magnoliopsida, Solanales, Solanaceae.
AUGUGGGAGGAUUACCGUGGGGAGGGAAGACCACCGACUAGAUGGGAUAAGUUUGUAGAUGCAUUCAUGGACCACUUCUUGCCUGCCGAGACAAUGGCGGCCCAUGACACAGAGUUUGAGGUCCUAAAGCAGGGUAUUAUAAGUGUUUGGGAGUACCACAUGGAGUUUGUGAGGUUGUCCAAGUAUGCUCCUAAGUUAGUGUCGACCAUAGAUGCUCGAGUUCGGUGGUUCGUUCAAUGUCGCAGUCCUUUGGUGGUGAAUAAGGCUGCUAUAGCGGCCUUACACUUAGAUAUGAAUUAUGGGAAGAUUGUGUGGUUCGCUCAGGCCACAGAGGCUAGGAAGUUGAAAAUACGGGCAGAAAUGGAGAGUAGCAGUAGGGCCCGAUCAGCGGGUCACUCAGGGAGACUAGUUUCGGGGAGAGGGCCAUCAAGGCCGUCCAAGUCAUAUGCGCAGUCCUCAGCAAGCGCACCGCCAUCUGUGCAUAGUUAUCAGCAGGGCAGUCACUUGAGAACAAGUUCGGACAGUAGGAGACCCUAUCAUUUUGGUCGUCCAGGAGGGAGAUCACAGCAGCAGGGGAGGGCUUCAUGUCCCAAGUGUGGGAGGUUCCAUUCCGAGACUUGUUAUUUGGAUAUUCCGUUGUGUUAUAGAUGCGGGGUGAGAGGUCAUAUCCAGCAGGACUGUCGUGCGCCCAGUCAGGGCAUGAGUGGGGGAUUUGCUCAGUCAUCCGGUUCUUCAGCUUCCACAUCAUCCGUGUGUCCUCCAGACCUAGAAGGGCGCGGAGUAGUUAGGGGUGGAGCUCGUGGUAGAGGUAUAUCUAGCCUGUUUUACGCCUUGAGUGGUAGCCAGAGUGCAGAGGCCUCCCCAGAUGUUGCUACAGACACCACUUCAGAAGUGUCUGUCACCGAGUCCGUGCCAGUAGUGAAUGAGUUUCUUGAAGUGUUUCCGGACAAGCUUCCAGGGAUCCCGCCAGAUAGGGAGGUUGAUUUGGGGAUUGAUGUAUUGCCAUAUACGCGGCCGAUAUCUAUUCCACCAUGCAGAAUGGCGCCAACGGAGCUAACCAACGCCCCGACAGCUUUCGUGGAUCUUAUGAAUCGGGUCUUCAAGCCAUUUCUAGACUCUUUUUUGAUAGUUUUCAUUGAGGACAUCCUUGUUUAUUCGCGGAGCAAUGAGGAUCAUGCCGAUCACCUCAGUGCAGUUUUGCAGACCCUUUAUCAGCACAAGUUGUAUGCUAAAAUUUCAAAAUGUGAAUUUUGGUUAGAGUCCGUUACCUUUCUAGGCCAUGUUUUUUCCAGUGAAGGGAUUCAGGUGGAUCCCCAGAAGAUUGCGGUAGUAAAAGAUUGGCCUAGACCCACGACCCCGACGGAGAUCCGUAGCUUCUUGGGCUUAGCGGGGUACUAUCGGAGGUUUGUGGAGGGAUUCACUACCCUCGCCUCCCCUUUGACUAAGUUGACGCAGAAAGCAGUUAAGUUCCAAUGGUCCGAUGUUAGUGAGAAAAGUUUUCAGGAAUUGAAGUCAAGAUUGACUUUGGCGUCGAUAUUGGCCUUGCCGGAAGGCACAGAAGGAUUUGUGGUUUAUUGCAAUGCCUCCAGGGCCAGUUUGGGGUGUGUGUUGAUGCAACAUGGGAAGGUUAUAGCAUAUUCUUCGAGGCAACUCAAGAAUCACGAGAAGAAUUAUCCGAUGCAUGAUUUGGAGCUUGCGACAGUUGUAUUUGCCUUGAAAAUAUGGCGGCAUUAUCUUUAUGGGGUCCAUAUAGAUGUGUUCUCGGCCCACAAGAGGAAGGCGAAUGUGGUGGCCAACGCUUUCAGUCGGAAGUCCAUGGGUAGUUUGGCUCAUUUGGGAGCGGAUCAGAGGCCUUUGGCUCGGGAGGUAUCACGUGGAAUACGAAAGGCACCCAGGUCCGCUUGGCUGGGAGAUACCCAGUCAAGUGCCGGUCGCGCCCCUCGAUUUUUGGGGCAUGACAGCCCAUCUCCUCCAAAGCUUGAGCCUGCACCUGAGCCCUCAGUUCACCGCAAGCAUUCUCGACGUGGUCAGCUUCGCCCGUAA